Messenger RNA from Canis lupus familiaris (dog), 2971 nucleotides. RefSeq names its product TATA-box binding protein associated factor 6 (gene TAF6). Gene Ontology annotation, biological process: transcription initiation at RNA polymerase II promoter; RNA polymerase II preinitiation complex assembly. Gene Ontology annotation, cellular component: SAGA complex; SLIK (SAGA-like) complex; transcription factor TFIID complex. The coding region runs from base 749 to 2785 and encodes 678 amino acids. The record is from RefSeq and is a predicted model, not a curated record. Gene Ontology annotation, molecular function: RNA polymerase II general transcription initiation factor activity; transcription coactivator activity; protein heterodimerization activity. NCBI's taxonomy places the organism in Eukaryota, Metazoa, Chordata, Mammalia, Carnivora, Canidae. The transcript is spliced from 15 exons.
GUGCGCGUGGGGACUCCGUGUGUGCAUGUGUCUUUGCAUUGAAGGAUGUUGGGGGGAUGAGGUGGGCUCUCUGUGCCUUCUUCCCCGCGCUACCCCAUUGCUUGGGGGACUCGGCUCUUCCUUGCCGGGGAAUCGACUACACCCACGUCUAGCUCAAGUUAACCCUCUUCUGUGAAGCAUUCCUGCCGACUCCGCUGACCUGAGGGCUCCUGAGGUCGUAGCGUGUUUUGUGAGCCGUUACCGGCAGAGGGUAUGGAGGGUGUUGAAGGGUGAGAACUCGUCAGUGACCUGGGACACGACAGCGUUCUGUAUACCCAGCGCCAGGCACGGAGUACAUGUUGAAUAAAUGUGUUCCCGGAACACGAAAACAACGGGACGAGGAGACCAAACCCUUUCGUCCCCGUGCUCGGCCCUCGGCCCUCCGGCACGCCUCCGUCAGCGCCCCGCAGUCAGUCCUAAACACUUUGGACACUACUCUUCCCAACGCCAACGUCAAGCGAGCCACUCUCCUUUUGGCCACGAAGCAGGUCCCAAGCUUGGGCCUAAAUCUUGUUCAUCUUGAUAGUAGUGGUACCGCGUAUUUAUUGAGCACCUGCAUCUCUAAGCCUUAUAAUUCACUGAUUUAUUCAACAAAUUAUUUACUCAGUACAGUGGCUCAGGCACCAGUGUGGGAUCCUGUAUACGUUGGGUCUCCAUCUCUCCACCCCUGGGGUACCACUCUCUGGAGGAGGGCAAGAGGGGCUCCAGAAUGGCUGAGGAGAAGAAGCUGAAGCUCAGCAAUACGGUCCUGCCCUCGGAGUCGAUGAAGGUGGUGGCUGAGUCGAUGGGGAUCGCACAGAUUCAGGAGGAGACCUGCCAGCUGCUGACCGAUGAGGUCAGCUACCGCAUCAAGGAGAUUGCCCAGGAUGCCUUGAAGUUCAUGCACAUGGGGAAGCGGCAGAAGCUUACCACUAGUGACAUUGACUAUGCGCUGAAGCUGAAGAACGUCGAGCCACUGUAUGGCUUCCACGCUCAGGAGUUCAUUCCUUUCCGUUUUGCGUCUGGCGGGGGCCGGGAGCUUUACUUCUACGAGGAGAAGGAGGUUGACCUGAGCGACAUCAUCAAUACCCCUCUGCCCCGGGUGCCCCUGGACGUCUGCCUCAAAGCUCAUUGGCUGAGCAUUGAAGGCUGCCAGCCAGCUAUCCCAGAGAAUCCACCCCCAGCUCCCAAAGAGCAGCAAAAGGCUGAGGCCACGGAACCCCUGAAGUCAGCAAAGCCAGGCCAGGAGGAAGACGGACCCUUGAAAGGGAAAGCUCAAGGGGCUGCUCCAGCUGAUGGCAAAGGGAAAGAGAAGAAGGCACCGCCCCUGCUGGAGGGAGCCCCUUUGCGGCUGAAGCCACGAAGUAUCCACGAGUUGUCUGUGGAGCAGCAGCUGUACUACAAGGAGAUCACUGAAGCCUGUGUGGGCUCCUGUGAGGCCAAGAGAGCGGAGGCACUGCAGAGCAUUGCAACAGACCCGGGGCUCUAUCAGAUGCUGCCACGGUUUAGCACCUUCAUCUCUGAGGGGGUCCGUGUGAAUGUGGUGCAGAACAACCUGGCCCUGCUCAUCUACCUGAUGCGCAUGGUGAAGGCCCUGAUGGACAACCCCACUCUGUAUCUAGAAAAAUAUGUGCAUGAGCUGAUUCCAGCUGUGAUGACGUGCAUUGUGAGCAGACAGCUAUGCCUGCGGCCAGAUGUGGACAAUCACUGGGCACUCCGGGACUUUGCUGCCCGCCUCGUGGCCCAGAUCUGUAAGCAUUUCAGCACAACCACGAACAACAUCCAGUCCCGUAUCACCAAGACCUUCACCAAGAGCUGGGUGGACGAGAAGACUCCAUGGACCACACGUUAUGGCUCCAUCGCAGGCCUGGCAGAGCUGGGACACGAUGUGAUUAAGACUCUGAUUCUGCCACGGCUGCAGCAGGAAGGGGAGCGGAUCCGCAGCGUCCUGGAUGGCCCUGUGCUGAGCAACAUCGACCGCAUUGGAGCUGACCACGUGCAGAGCCUCCUCCUGAAGCACUGUGCCCCUGUUCUGGCAAAGCUACGCCUACCACCUGACAAUCAAGAUGCUUAUCGGGCAGAAUUUGGGUCCCUUGGGCCCCUCCUAUGCUCCCAUGUUGUCAAGGCCCGGGCCCAAGCUGCUCUGCAGGCUCAGCAGGUCAAUAGGACCACUCUGACCAUCACUCAGCCCCGGCCCACUCUGACCCUCUCACAGGCCCCUCAACCAGGCCCUCGAACCCCUGGCUUGCUGAAGGUCCCUGGCUCCAUUGCAUUGCCUGUGCAGACACUGGUGUCUGCGCGAGCUGCUGCCCCGCCUCAGCCUUCUCCUCCCCCAACCAAGUUUAUUGUGAUGUCGUCAUCCUCCAGCGCCUCAUCCACCCAGCAGGUCCUGUCCCUCAGCACCUCAGCCCCCGGCUCAGGCUCUACUACUACCUCUCCCGUCACCACCACGGUCCCCAGCGUGCAGCCUAUCGUCAAGCUGGUCUCCACGGCCACCACUGCUCCCCCCAGCACUGCGCCCUCUGGUCCCGGCAGUGUCCAGAAGUACAUCGUGGUCUCUCUUCCCCCUACAGGGGAGGGCAAAGGGGGCCCCACCUCCCAUCCUUCCCCAGCUCCACCCCCAUCCUCGGCCCCCUCCCCACUUGGGGGCAGUGCCCUGUGUGGGGGGAAACAGGAAGCUGGGGAUAGCCCCCCUCCAGCUCCCGGGACUCCAAAAGCUAAUGGCUCCCAGCCCCCUGGAUCUAGCUCUCCUCAGCCUGCGCCUUAAUGCUGUCACACAUCUGCCAGCCUCCUGUCCCCAACUCUCUCUCUCUCCCACAUACACACACACACGUAUAUAUGCUGGGUGGAAGGAAGUAAUAGUUUGCUUCCUCCAUGUUAUUAUUAUUAUUAUUAUUUUUUAGAUAUUGUACAGCCAGUUCCUCAGAAUAAAAGUUUGAUUUGUAAGUUCUGA